CAUUUCCUGUCUCGUGAAGCUUCCGGUAGAUGGUGAAAAUCUUUCAAUACUCAAACACCCCUAACAUGUUUCAUUUGAAAAUUAUCACUUGCUGUGUUUUGAUUCCAAUCGUUUUUUCAAAGUGUCAGUUUGCUGAUGAAAACCACCAUUCUAAGUUUUUCAACAAACUGGGUCAAUUUAAUGAAAUGUAUAGUUACCUAACAUCUUUUCAACUAAUUUUAUAUAUACUUUAUACUUAGAUACAAAACCACUGACAAAGGAUAUACAUAUCAAGUAGGAAUAUGUAAAAGUGUAAAUGCAGAUGACACAGGAAUUUUGCAAACAAAAGGAAUAAAUACGAUCGAUCUUGGAAAAAUUAACAGUUCAAUUUUUAUCUAUGGAGGUCUUAUUGUAAUUACCUCAUUUGAAAAAUUUUCAACAUUUCCUUUCAAUUAGAUAAUUGGGCUUACUUGGAAUAUCAAAAUGGAGAUGAACACCUUUCGGAUGUCUGUUCAGAGGGAAGAAAGCGUUCUAUCAUUAUGUUUAUUUGCAAUGAAAAUGAAAAAGAGGGUCGUGUUAAGAUGAUUCGAGAAGUUCGUGAGAACACUAAUCGUUGUUACUUUCUAUUUGAAUUCCAGCAUCAAUCAUUAUGCUCAGCUAAAAGUUUCAGUGUUGGACUCAUUUUAGUACUUAUUCUGUUUUCACUUGGUAUACUCUAUAUUUUGUGUGGCGUUUUAUAUCGACGUUGUAUUGCUGGAGCUAAGGGAUGGGAUCAAAUGCCAAAUUAUGAGUUUUGGACAGAUUUUGGUAAUUUGCAAGCGGAUGGUUGUAAUCUAAUCUGUCGACGAAAACAGCCACAAAGUAACUAUUACAGAGGUAUUGGUGAUGAACAAUUAGAAAAAAGCGAAGAUAUUGAAAGAGAUGACCAUUUGCUUCCUAUUUGA
This is a messenger RNA of Dimorphilus gyrociliatus, 923 nucleotides long. The record is from the annotation of a GenBank genome assembly. NCBI's taxonomy places the organism in Eukaryota, Metazoa, Annelida, Polychaeta, Dinophilidae.